CCGGGUGUCCUCACCGGGACGUGAACCGGCGACCUUCUAGCUGUGAGGCCACGGUUCUACCUACUUGAGCCCAAAGUUAUAAACUUCUUCAGAAACGUGUUGGAUCUGUACUGAUUAUGAGCAUUAAUGGGAUUUCUCUCUUGCCUCCUCUUCUCAAGUCCACCACAAUAUGCUGUUAUCUUCUUGGAUCCGUUUGGCCCUCGGUCCAGUGAAGGCUCCUCAUUUCAUCUAAUGUGGAUUUGAAAGUUAUAGAUGCAGCUUUAUGAGUCUAACAUGGGUCCUGUCCAGUUUAGCUUCUUGUUCUCUGAGGACUUCUUCUUUCCUCUCCGUGGCGUGAUGACAUCUGUCUGACCUUAACUCUGAAGGACUCCAGCUGCUGUUUGUCUUUCAUGUCUGAUGUCCAUCAUUCAGUCUUUGACAGCGUCCAUUCUGACCACGUUUUAACAAAUGAGCAUUCUGUAGCUUUUACUUUGAAAACCCGGUGCAGGAAGUGUUCGCUGCUGACUGAACAGCUUCCUGUUGGCGUGAGCCCGGAAGUCCACGUCACUCUCGGGACGGAGAGAUCAGAACCGGACCGGCUCCGACAGAACUCCGGCUUGACGGUUUACCUUCGUGAUUCUCGACCCAACAUGGCGGACGAGGCCACGCGCAGGGCCGUGUCGCAGAUCCCGAUGCUGAAGACGCACGCGGGGCCGCGGGACCGCGCGCUGUGGCCGCAGCGGCUGAAGGAGGAGUACCAGGCGCUGAUCCGGUUCGUGGAGCAGAACAAGGCGGCGGACAACGACUGGUUCCGCCUCGAGUCCAACGCGGACGGCACGCGCUGGACCGGCACCUGCUGGUUCGUGCACGAGCUGCUGCGCUACGAGUUCCGGCUGGAGUUCGACAUCCCGGUGACGUACCCGGACACGGCGCCCGAGGUGGCGGUACCGGAGCUGGACGGGAAGACCGCCAAGAUGUACCGGGGCGGCAGGAUCUGCCUCACCGACCACUUCGCGCCGCUCUGGGCCCGGAACGCGCCGCGGUUCGGCCUGGCGCACCUCAUGGCGCUCGGACUCGGACCGUGGCUCGCCGUGGAGGUACCGGACCUGAUCGGUAAGGGGCUCGUGGUGCACAAGGAGCGGCCGCGCGAGGCGGCUGAGUGACGUCACUGAACCGAACACCUGGACACCGGAACCGGAGCUUUAAGAAGAAUCAGUAAGGUCAUUUAACAUUUGGACUCUGAAGAUGAAGGAGGUGGAACAUCUGGGCUGGUGCUGGUUCUGUGUUGAGCUCAGGGAGGAACACGUGACCCACAUGACUGAUGAGAGGACACGUGUUCGGUCCAAACGUCACUGUGAAGAUGGAACCUGAACUUUCAGCAGGUUGACUUCUGUAAGAAGGAAGCUGAUGAAGUCCAGCUGGUUCUGCAUGUGUUGGUUCAGCAGCUGGUGUCUGAUGAUGUUUAGAUGAUUACAGAUGUUCUGUUGAGGACAAAUAAAGACAGACUGUGGCUCAGCUCCUCUUUCAUUGGUCACUGACAUGAACAUGUGUUAGUAAUGAGGCAGGUGUGUUCAGCUCAGACUUUAUUGGUUCUGCUGCAGCUCAGACACAAUAAAAACAGUAAAAACGAA
Stegastes partitus (bicolor damselfish) is the source of this 1610-nucleotide messenger RNA. RefSeq names its product ubiquitin-fold modifier conjugating enzyme 1 (gene ufc1). Gene Ontology annotation, molecular function: UFM1 conjugating enzyme activity. Gene Ontology annotation, cellular component: cytoplasm. The record is from RefSeq and is a predicted model, not a curated record. NCBI's taxonomy places the organism in Eukaryota, Metazoa, Chordata, Actinopteri, Pomacentridae. The transcript has a single exon. The coding region runs from base 390 to 1142 and encodes 250 amino acids. Gene Ontology annotation, biological process: protein K69-linked ufmylation.